UUCAAAGCUGAACUUGUUGGUUCAGGAGAAACACGCCAAUGGAUUUCUAGAGGCUGUCUGGGAAGAGAACUCAGCUUAUGCUAACUGUAUGCCCACACAACGCAGCAUGAGAUGUCCAAGCUGGUACUUCGUCACCUUGAUCAUUACUUUAAUUGUCAGCUUGGCACUUGUUUCUUUUGUAAUAAUCUUAAUUGUUCACACUGGAGACAAGAUAGAUGAAGUGUCAAGAAAAAUUGUGAUAGAAAGGAAGAGCAUUGAAGAUCUUAAGACAUUUAAUGACAUGAUUUUACAGUACCUCAACCAGUCUGAACUGAUGGAGAACAUAGGAAACCUUAGCACAGUGCAAACCAGAAAACCAAGUCCUGAUUUUCCAGGCUAUUGAUGGAAACAUGUUCAGCUGAAAGACUCAGAAUAAUGGACCAUUCUGGGCUUAAGAUGUAUUCUGAGGUGGUUCCUCUACUUUCCAAUAUUUUCUUUGCAGCCAUUUUUAAUUCACAAUCCUUGAGGCUCCAUGAUUUUUAAAGCAUGUUUAAUUUCUACAACAAUAAGCUUUUCUGGCAUCUUAUACAAUGAGUUUUUGCUAAUUCUGCAGCUAUUGAUAAGUGGGAAUUAGAUGGGCAUGAACCGCACUUUGUUGAUUUGGCCCGAUUUGGUGCGGUGUCCACACAGGGCAUUGCGUGAUUCCCUUCCCUGCCUCAUUUGCCUCCUCACAGGCAGCAGCACUCUUCCCUCUCCCAUCUCCUCUGGUGGCCAGCCUCUCAAUGGCAGUGGUGCACAAUUCCCUCCUCUGACAACUGCCCACUAGUGGAUCAUGAGAACAUUGCAAAGGAUUAUUUCACAGAAUUGUAGAUUUGGUUAAUAUCCCAAAGAUCAUUUAGCCCAGCCAUUCUCACCCUUUUUUGGCCACAGACAUAAGCACAAUGUAAAAGAAAUAUAAACCAAAUCAAAAUUGUAUAGGUCACAUAAUGAAUUGCAUAAAGUAGUGUGUGAAGAAUUGUUCCCAGUCUUUGUCCCCCUGCAUAUGUGUCAAGACCCCCCAGGGGGCUAUCUGACCCCCGCUGAGAAUGGCUGAUCUCGCCUAACCCACCACUGAUACAGGAAAUGCAAAGCCAGCGUAUGUCUGUCAGAUGGGCAUCCAAUCUUGUUGUGAUUGUUGUCAAACAACCAGUGGAAUAAGAUGAAACUGGACUUCUGUCAGAGAUAAUGUCAGUUGGGUGUCAAACAUGAACAAUAUCCACUGAGAAAUGUGAUAAUGGAAAUAACAUCAAACAAUACUAAUUUUUUAUCAGUUGUGACUACAGUGGGGUCUCGAUUUACGAAUGGCUCGACAUACGAACGUUUCGACUUACG
This is a messenger RNA of Pogona vitticeps (central bearded dragon), 1350 nucleotides long. The record is from RefSeq and is a predicted model, not a curated record. NCBI's taxonomy places the organism in Eukaryota, Metazoa, Chordata, Lepidosauria, Squamata, Agamidae.